AAUAACAUACACGAACAUGCACAAUCGUACACAACAUGCAUAUCUACCGCAUCUGUAUCUAUCUGCAUAUCCGCGGAACGGUGUUUAUGUUAGGUGAUUGUUAAUGAGCAUUGUAGUUUGAAGAAUACGAAGAAAGUUACUCUUCCUGUUAUUUACUGUUUGUGAUCCAUGCGAAACUCAAAAUUGUUUCGAAAUGGAUAUUGGGGAGUUAUUAUCCUAUAAGCCCCCAAAUACCCCAAAGAGAGUCCAGGAUGAUGACAAUGAAGAAGAGGAUUAUGAAAAUGAAUUUGAACGUCAGCGUAAAAUGCGUAAAGUGGCUAAAUCUCGUGCCAGGGAAGCAGAGCUGAUUGAAAGAAUUCAAAAGCCACAGCAUAAGGAACCAGAAGAAACAGUAACAACAGAAAAACCAAUAACAGAUGAGGAGAGAGAAAAGAUUUUGAAACUGGUCGAAAGUGAGGAAGUUGAGGGAGAAGUUUUGGAUGACUCGGCACUUAAACGUCUCAUUCUCCUCUUUGAAAAACGGGCACUCAAAAAUCAGGAGAUGAGAAUAAAAUUCCCAGACAUGCCAGAAAAGUUUAUGGAAUCAGAGGUGGAGUUACAUGAAACAAUACAGGAGAUGCAUGCUGUGGCUACUGUACCAGACCUUUAUCCCAUUAUGGUGGAGCUUCAGUCAGUUCCUUCUCUUCUGGAACUGCUUGCUCAUGAUAAUACAGACAUUGCUGUGGCAGUUGUUGACUUGCUUCAGGAGCUGACGGACGUAGAUAUUCUGCAUGAGAGUGAAGAGGGAGCUAAUAGCCUUAUAGAUGCAUUGCUCAGCCAACAGAUUUGUGCAUUGCUUGUUCAGAACUUGGAGAGGCUAGACGAGACUGUUAAAGAAGAAGCUGAAGGUGUGCAUAACACACUUGCAAUAUUUGAGAACCUAGCAGAAUUCCGGCCUGAUCUAUGUGGAGAUGCAGCAAGACAAGGGCUCCUGCAGUGGUUGCUUAGACGCUUGCGGGUGAAGCUGCCAUUUGACAGCAACAAACUCUAUGCCAGUGAGAUCCUGUCCAUUCUGCUUCAGGAUACGCCUGAUAACCGACAGAUGCUUGGUGACUUGGAGGGCAUCGAUGUAAUUCUGCAACAGUUGGCCUUCUAUAAGCGGCAUGAUCCAACAUCCAAUGAAGAGCAUGAGAUGAUGGAAAAUCUGUUCAACUGUUUGUGUUCCAGUCUUAUGUAUGCUCCCAACAGAGAGCGUUUCUUACGUGGUGAAGGUCUGCAACUCAUGAAUCUGAUGCUCAGAGAGAAGAAGCUGUCACGGAAUGGUUCUCUUAAAGUUUUGGACCAUGCUAUGUCUGGACCGGAUGGGAAAGAAAAUUGUAACAAAUUUGUAGACAUCCUGGGCCUCCGUACCAUAUUCCCAUUAUUUAUGAAAACACCUAAGAAGAAUCGACGACGUAUUUUAACAACAGAAGAACAUGAAGAACAUGUGGUGUCAAUCAUUGCAAGUAUGUUACGGAACUGUCGGGGUCCACAGCGUCAACGUCUUCUUAGCAAAUUCACAGAAAAUGACCAUGAGAAAGUAGAUCGUCUGUUGGAAUUACAUUUUAAAUACCUGGAGAAAGUAGAAGAAGUUGACCUUGAAAUAGAUCGUGAUCGGAGGGAUCUUGAUGAGGGAGAUGAGGAUGCAGAGGAAGAGCGGAACUAUUUGCGUAGGUUAGAAGGAGGACUGUUCACACUACAGCUAGUGGACUACAUUCUUCUUGAAGUUUGUACUGGGGGACCAUCUACCAUAAAGCAACGUGUUACCCAGAUUCUUAACCUGAGGGGCGGCUCACUGAAAACCAUCAGACAUGUCAUGAGAGAAUAUGCAGGAAACUUGGGAGAUGCAGGAGACACUGAAUGGAGAGAACUGGAGCAGCAACACAUUUUGCAACUUGUGGAUAAGUUCUAGACACUGGAGUGAUGUGAAGCUCUGUAAUAUCAGUGCUCAUUAUUCUCAGAAUAUGGAGUCUCUUCUCUGACUUGUGAAGGUUUGUGUAAUUACAGUUUUAAGUGAACCAUUGAAGUUUGGUGUUUAUAUUACUUUCCUCAACCUCUUCAGAAUAUUACAUUUGUUUCAGUAAAAUAUUUUUGUUAAAAUUAGAUGUGAUGGAUCCCAGCCAGUGUGCUGUAUUUAGAACUUCCUUGCUUGUAUACAUUAUGUUUUCAUCAUUGUGUAAUCCCAAUUUUGUUCAGAGUGGACUGGUUUCCUGUCAGUCAUCUGUUCCUCUUAGAUGACUGACCUGUGUAUAGGUCUUUUAAGUCUAUUUACAUGGAAAAUUCUCUAGAUAAAACAGAAGUAAUACAUGUUUUCAGAUAGGAUAAGAAUGAGAUGUAAAGACUGGCAAAAUAGUUUGGAUUGCUGUUGCCAAAUGGUAACGAUUGAAUGAUUGGCACUCUUUCAUAUUGAGAGGUCCCAAGUUCAGAUCUAAGCCUUAUGCUCUUCAUCGCUCCCACCAGGCAAAUGCCAGCCUAGCUCUAGACAUAUAAUGUAAUUGAUAGCAUCACUAAGUAAGCCAAGAAUGAAUAAAUAUACCAGGAGCACUGUCAGUAUAGCGACUGGCUACAGGAUG
This is a messenger RNA of Cryptotermes secundus, 2591 nucleotides long. Its product is annotated as beta-catenin-like protein 1. The transcript is spliced from 11 exons. Gene Ontology annotation, cellular component: spliceosomal complex. The record is from RefSeq and is a predicted model, not a curated record. Bases 194 to 1930 code for a protein of 578 amino acids. Lineage: Eukaryota; Metazoa; Arthropoda; Insecta; Blattodea; Kalotermitidae.